AUGACUGCUGUGUCCAUGACUGCUGUGCCCAUGACUGCUAUGUUCAUGACUGCCUCGUCCAUGGCCUCUGUACCCAUGACUGCUGUGUACAUUCCCGCAGUGCCUAUGAAGAAACUGAAACUCAAAGAAGAAAAGCGGCUUAUCCAAGAUCACACAGUAGCGUCAGAGCUUAAACCAACAUGGCACGGCACAGUGCGUCAGUUCAACAAGAUGCUCAGCAAGGAGAAAGCGUGGUGCCGCGGUGGAGGACCUGCUGCUGAUGUUCCUUCUAUGCCAAACACGAUGAAGAAACUGAAACUCAAAGAAGAAAAGCGGCUUAUCCAAGAUCACACAGUAGCGUCAGAGCUUAAACCAACAUGGCACGGCACAGUGCGUCAGUUCAACAAGAUGCUCAGCAAGGAGAAAGCGUGGUGCCGCGGUGGAGGACCUGCUGCUGAUGUUCCUUCUAUGCCAAACACGAUAAAAGAUUGGAGACAGAAAGAGGUUCUAAAACUUGCCCAAGGUUACACAGUUGCUAAAUGGUUGAUGCCAGGACUCACUUUCAGGGGUCAUCCAAAGCCCUCGUGCUACCAGCUUCCUGGGGCAGGAGACUGUCAUCUUCCCCUAGACCUCUGUCCUGAUACUGCUAAGGUAAAUGUGGAAAAACUUAAGUCCAUCAGAUUUGCUAAUGUGCUCUUUCUUGAAGAUCCAUCGUCAGCCGUGCAUGGGGAUGUCCUCUCCACGGUGUCGAUCCAUCCAUUCAACGGCAGACACCAGUCGAGCUCCUACUACAUGCCAGCGACUGUUCCAUGUGCUGAGGAUACAGCCACAGACAGUACAGACAACCUGCCUGUCCUCCUGGAGCUGAUGUACGAGGAGACCAAUGACCAAAUGCAUAUCCCUGUCAUGCCAUGUAGCAAAAGCGACGGGAGAAAGUUAACAGGGAGCGAGUCACAGGGGUUCCGGUCUGAUAAGAAUGGCUGGGCAGGCAUCUGA
Messenger RNA from Galeopterus variegatus (Sunda flying lemur), 975 nucleotides. RefSeq lists its product as uncharacterized. NCBI's taxonomy places the organism in Eukaryota, Metazoa, Chordata, Mammalia, Dermoptera, Cynocephalidae. The record is from RefSeq and is a predicted model, not a curated record.